GCACGCACCAACCACCGGAUAAACCCGUCUCGAUCCAUCCACCAGUCUUUCAUUUCUCUUUCUUCCUGUCAGUCGCACUCGCACUCGCACCGGGCGGUGUAUAUCUGGAUCGCCCAAUCCCCGCAUCCUCCUCGCGUUGACGCACGCAGCCGCGGCUACCCCAGGACAAGUCAGUGAGUCCGCGUCAGAGCUUCUUCCUUGGCCGUGCUUUCCUUGAUCCCGCUGCUCGUUUCGCUUGAUUCUUCUUUCCUUGGCAAUGCGCGCCCGGGGCCAGGAGAGCACCCCCAUCGCCGGAUCAUCCCCCUCUUAAUUUUCUCAGAGUUCUUCCCUCCUUGCCCUUGAGACGGACCAUGGAAUCGUCCGGAAGCUAUCUUAUCUGACGGGCUUGAUUGAUUGUAAAAUGCUAGUAGUUUUAGGGCCUAAUAAACAGUUCACUGAUUGCUCUUUUGCCACUUGUAUGGUGGUACGUACUUCAUCGUAGAGCACAACAGGAAGACCAAUCCAUUCCUUUUCCCUGUACUAAGAUGCAGCAUCUUUAAUCUCCAUUGUAGUACUGUACUCGAAUUUGACUAGUUAUACAGACCCAAAGGCACCAGCAUCGUCCGUUCGCUUGUUGUCGACUUGUGAUAUUCAGCUAGCUUUGUUUUGAUGCCUCAUUUUGUGCCCUUUCCCUACAUGUUUCCUGCUCCCAUUCCUUGAUUCGAAUCAUCUGUAACCGGACCCUAACUCAUUUUCUGUACUAAGCUGCAGCAGGUAGGACACUACUGAAGAAGGUGAUGCUCACCGUCCACAGUUGCAGCAAAAAACAAAUAGCAUUGAGCGCAACAGCCUGCAUACUGAUGUUCUCCCUGCUCCUCUUCAUUUUUUGUUCACUUCAGACCAUACUCCUCAACAAUAAACCUUUCGUCAUCACCACUGCAUCUUCUAGAUCAUUGCAUGAGAUCGACUCCAAUUCAAAGCCUAUUAACGGGCUUCAAAAAAUUUCAUUGGAGGUUAUUGCUAACCUGAGUGCCAGCAAGGUGGAAACUGGACAGCAGAUGGAAGGCGGCACUCAUAACAUUACCAACGUGACUGAGAAUGCGGCAUCUGGAUGGAGCAUUGUGAAGGAGGAGCUGACAUUUUCAGCUGGAAGUGCCCCUUUCAGUAGCUGCCAUGCUUCCACCAUUGUAGAGAUUGGGAAAGACAACUUUUUGGUGGCUUAUUUUGGUGGAUCCAAGGAAGGUGCUCCGGAUGUCAAAAUCUGGUUGCAGAGAUACAGUGAUGGUCACUGGCAUCCUCCAGAAGUUGCUGAUGAACAAGAUGGGGUGCCCAUGUGGAAUCCUGUACUAUUUCAGCUCCCUUCUCAUGAGCUGCUCCUCUUCUACAAGAUUGGUCAGGAAGUUCAGAAGUGGAGUGGUGCCAUGAAAAGAUCGCUGGAUGGUGGCAUAUCCUGGUCAGAGAGAGAGCAGCUACCGCCUGGUAUUCUUGGCCCUAUUAAGAACAAGAUUUGGCAGGUGCACAGGAUACGUUCUCGGGGAGGAGGGGCGGUGGGGAACCGGCGGGCGACUAGGGUUGCGCCCCCGAGUCGCCCGAGAGCGGACGACGCGGGGGGAGGGCCUUUCCUGCUUGAAGAUGGUCGCCUGCUAUGUGGGUCCUCGGUAGAAAGCUGGAACUCUUGGGGUGCAUGGUUGGAGGUCACAAAAGAUGGUGGCAGGACAUGGCGGAAGCACGGUCCUAUAUACAUAGAAGGUGAAACACUUGGGGUGAUUCAGCCAGUUCCAUACCAAACUGCCAAUGGGACAAUUCGGAUGCUUUUGCGAUCUUUUGAGACAAUUGGCCGUGUCUGCCUGGCGGAUUCUGCAGAUGGAGGUGUGACAUGGAGCUACGCGCACAAGACUGAGCUUCCUAAUCCAAACUCUGGGAUCGAUGGAGUUAAGAUGAAGGAUGGAAGAGUACUAGUUGCUUACAACACUUUCUCCAGGGGCACACUUAAGAUUGCAGUCUCCACGGAUGACGGUGAUUCAUGGAACGAGGUAAUGACACUAGAGGACACCAAAGGUAUGGAGUUCUCAUAUCCUGCGGUAAUCCAGACCAUGGAUGAGCUCGUACAUAUUACAUACACAUACAACCGGACGCAGAUUAAGCAUGUCGUUCUUCGACAUAGUGAGACAUGAAAUUGUAAGUCUGUGACUACUGGGAGACUCAUGGUAGCAAUCCAAGGAACUUCAAUUCAUCCCCGCCUACUUGGUGUGACCAUUGCAUCAGUUUGUGUUUGCUCAUAAAAUAGUGCAACCGAUAAAUAAUUUUACAGGCUGAUCAUAAUAAAUGUAAUAGUAUGAACAAGUGCAUAUGUGAUUGGCGAUUUAGCAUAAGGCGUUCCUUAUAUGGCAGUUAUUUCCCUUCA
Molecule: messenger RNA, 2383 nt
Organism: Triticum aestivum (bread wheat)
Lineage: Eukaryota; Viridiplantae; Streptophyta; Magnoliopsida; Poales; Poaceae
Exons: 10
Coding region: 777-2153 (458 amino acids)
Source: RefSeq, a predicted model, not a curated record